GGGGCGAGUCGACGCGUGAACAGUUAGACUGGCGGACGGGGCAACCGCGGCCGUAGGUCCUUCUAAACACCUCUAUCCCCUGAUGCGCGGGGGGACCCAGCUCCUCUCGCUGGGGGAUGCUGCGGGAUUCCUGGCGACGGGCAUCCGGGCCGCCCGCUAAGCCCCUGUGCCAGCCCUGUGCCCCUGGGGAAGCGGAGUCCGGCGGCCGAGACGCUGCGGGGUGCCCGGCGGGGAGGGGGCUGGAAGCCCCAGACCCGAGGGCAUGGAGCGGUUAGGAGAGAAAGCCAGUCGCCUCCUGGAGAAGUUAAGACUCUCGGACUCAGGCAGCGCCAGGUUCGGCCGCAGAAAGGGUGAAUCAAGCCGGUCUGGGUCCGAUGGGACUUCCGGACCCGGCAAGGGGCGACUGAGUGGAUCGGGGGAACCUAGGAAAUCAGGGCCCCGGGGAGCUACCGGGGGAUCUGGGGAUGAGUCGUUGGAACCUGCCCGGGAACAAGGCUCCCUGGACGUUGAGCGGAACCCGCGCGGGUCCUUUGAGGCGCAGCGCUACGAAGGCGCCUUUCCCGGGGGACCGCCGCCCACUCGGGCCUUGCCUCUACCUCAGUCAUUGCCCCCCGAUUUUCGGCUGGAGACCACGGCCCCUGCCCUAAGUCCUCGCUCCAGCUUCGCAAGUAGCUCGGCCAGCGAUGCGAGCAAGCCGUCCAGCCCUCGGGGUAGCCUACUGCUGGACGGGGCGGGGGCUGGCGGAGCCGGAGGUAGCCGGCCCUGCAGCAAUCGUACCAGCGGCAUCAGCAUGGGCUACGACCAGCGCCACGGGAGCCCCCUGCCCGUCGGGCCGUGCCUGUUUGGCCCGUCCCUGGCUGGGGCUCCGGCGGGCUGUUCCCCCGGUGGGAUCCCUUCUGCCUAUCCGGAUCUCCACGCCGCCCUGGACCGACUGUGCGCUCAUCGGCCCGUAGGGUUCGGCUGCCAGGAGAGCCGCCACUCGUAUCCCCCGGCCCUGGGCAGCCCCGGAGCGCUAGUCGGGGCUGGAGUGGGAGCGGCGAGGCCCUUGGAGAGACGGGGAGCUCAACCUGGACGACACUCGGUGACCGGCUACGGGGACUGCGCCGCUGGCUCCCGCUACCAGGAUGAGCUAACAGCGUUGCUGCGCCUGGCGGUGGGCACCGGGGGGCGAGAAGCCGGCGCCCGGAGGGAACCCUCCGGGAUUGAGCCGUCUGGUCCCGAGGAGCCGCCGAGUCCGUUCGCUGCAGAGGCCGCCCGGGCCCGGAUGCGGGAGCAGGAGGCCAGGGAGGACUACUUCGGCACCUGUAUCAAGUGCAACAAAGGCAUCUAUGGGCAGAGCAAUGCCUGCCAGGCCCUGGACAGCCUCUACCACACCCAGUGCUUUGUCUGUUGCUCCUGUGGGCGAACUUUGCGUUGCAAGGCUUUCUACAGCGUCAACGGCUCUGUGUACUGUGAGGAAGAUUACUUGUUUUCAGGGUUUCAGGAGGCAGCUGAGAAGUGCUGUGUUUGUGGACACUUGAUUUUGGAGAAGAUCCUGCAGGCAAUGGGGAAGUCCUAUCACCCAGGCUGCUUCCGAUGCAUCGUUUGCAACAAGUGCCUGGAUGGCAUCCCCUUCACAGUGGACUUUUCCAACCAGGUGUACUGUGUGACGGACUACCACAAAAAUUAUGCCCCCAAGUGUGCAGCCUGCGGCCAACCCAUCCUCCCCUCAGAGGGGUGUGAGGACAUUGUGAGGGUGAUAUCCAUGGACCGGGAUUACCAUUUUGAGUGCUACCACUGUGAGGACUGCCGGAUGCAGCUGAGUGAUGAGGAAGGCUGUUGCUGCUUCCCUCUGGAUGGGCACUUGCUCUGCCACAGCUGUCACAUACAACGGCUCACUGCCAGACAGCCUCCUGCCAACUAUAUCUGAACUGCUGUUGCUGCCACUGCUGCCACCACCACCGCUGGCAAACUCCUCUGGCCACUGGGCUCCUCUGAGGCCAGCCGAGGCAAGGCAUGCACUCUGCAGGCCUGGGAGAAGAGUCCUCUGGGGAGGGCCCAAGGGCCGGAGACCCAAAGAUCAUGACAUUCCAAAUAGAUUGUGGAGGAGGAGUGAGGCCUGUGCAGUAGCAUACACUCAGGCACACACAAGUGAAUGCUAAUAAUUCUGAAGGUGUGGUUCUAGUCUAUAUCUCCUGUAUAUGUUUGAAGAUAAGUCAAGCAAUGUUCUUGUUCUAAAUUAUAGGAAAAGAGAGAGGACAUCUUGGGAGCUCCUCCUCCUCUUACAUCCCACACAAAAUGGUCAGAUGUGGGUUAGUGGGUUUUUAUUACAAUAUCUUAUUUCUGUAUAUGGAUGAAGAGAUGGAAACUAGAGUGGACCUUACUGAUGAGUUACGUCUUAGUUUUGCUCUCUCUAAGGAGUAGAAAUGCUUCUCAUUCUCCUGCUAAGAAUUGGGAUCAUCUCUGGGUGGGCCUGCUGCUUGUAUUGCCUGUUGCUCAGGGACUCAUGUGGACCUGGGUGAGGACAGGUGGUUACCUGUACUUGGGUCCUUCUCUCCUCAGCCAGGGGAAAUAAUGAGUGGGACUCUGGGUGUGGAGUUUCAGGCUAGCCACACUCCCUGCUUCCUCACUCCCAGGUUUGGGUGCACUGAGCCCUCCAGCCCAGCCCAGUGUAUGCACUCAUGGGUGCCUUCUUACAAACAUAUGCUCUCACUUUUUCUCAGGCCUCCCUCCCUAGCAGUAAGUCACCACUCCAAACCUGCCACUUCUCAAAGAGAUCUGAGGAUUAUAUCCCCUAAACCUCAAAAUUCUGGCUGGAUCUGGGAAGCCAGAGGAAGCAGAACACUUUGAUUCGGUUCUAGUCAUCUUGGCUGAAACUAGUUCACCUAAAGCUAGAUCUCUGAACACCAAUUCAGUGAAAACUUGUUUGCUUAAGGUUCAGUUCACUUAAUGACCAAUUUGCCAAAAGCUUGAUCCCCUUUUGGGUGUUGUUAUAUCCAUUUAGGUAUCUCAGCUUUUUUUUGUUGUGCUUUGGGUAUUUCAAGGAUUUAUAUCUACUCAUCCAAGAGUACUUCUUUCUGAGUUAUUAUGAGCAACAUAAAUUUAUCAAAUUUGCAGCACUUUGUAAAUGAUGAAAUUGAUUCCUACCUUUGUAGAUGUCUUUUUCUGUUAUAUACUUUUCAAACACUUUUUUUUAAGUUCAGAGUUUCUAGCAAUAAAUAUAAUUGGUACAGACAUUUUGUGUAUCAUUUUGUGUUUCUUAAUCCAAUAUUCCUUUACAAAUUGGAUGCCUUGAAAAAUGUAAUGGAGUGGUAUAUAAUUUUGAUGCCUUGGUCUAACUUAUACAUUCCUGCUAUUAAAAUGCCAGUAUAUUCUGAACAAUGGGACAGGCAUGUGGCAUAUUUGGUUCACUAACAAAGGUACAGACAACAACAGUAAGUAAAAGGGUGAAUCUGCUAAAUCCUUGUGAAAUGCUGCAGAUUUGAUAAAUAUUUAUUUUAGACUACUUGGAUCUAGGUGAAUUGGUUUUAGGCAAAUUAAUCUGAUUAUCUUUGAUACUUAGUCUUCAUUCUCUGUCACUUAGAGUUUCAUGGUGGAAAUGGCUCCUGAGGACAGAAAUUCCACAUCUGGGGGCUAUUCUAAGAUAACUAUGGCAGCCAACAUGGGAAUUGCAUAGCAUGAGUUAGAAUAAAUGAGGAAUUCUGAGUUCAGAUUCGUGUAAUGUCAAGGCAGAGGGGUGAAAUGUACUGAGUUUUGUGAGAAUAAAUGUUCUGAAACUGAAUUAAUUAUCUUACAAAUGGGAUUGCUUCUUUUGAACUAUUAUUAUUAAAUAAAUGAAUACAAAGAU
Messenger RNA from Choloepus didactylus (southern two-toed sloth), 3826 nucleotides. RefSeq names its product ajuba LIM protein (gene AJUBA). The transcript is spliced from 8 exons. Bases 263 to 1909 code for a protein of 548 amino acids. Gene Ontology annotation, cellular component: adherens junction; P-body; transcription regulator complex. Lineage: Eukaryota; Metazoa; Chordata; Mammalia; Pilosa; Megalonychidae. Gene Ontology annotation, biological process: regulation of DNA-templated transcription; negative regulation of hippo signaling; positive regulation of miRNA-mediated gene silencing. Gene Ontology annotation, molecular function: transcription corepressor activity. The record is from RefSeq and is a predicted model, not a curated record.